This is a messenger RNA of Drosophila sulfurigaster albostrigata, 2566 nucleotides long. It is a transcript of the gene fu, whose product is annotated as serine/threonine-protein kinase fused. The record is from RefSeq and is a predicted model, not a curated record. Gene Ontology annotation, biological process: protein phosphorylation. Gene Ontology annotation, cellular component: cytoplasm. The transcript is spliced from 5 exons. Bases 83 to 2566 code for a protein of 827 amino acids. Gene Ontology annotation, molecular function: protein kinase activity; ATP binding. Lineage: Eukaryota; Metazoa; Arthropoda; Insecta; Diptera; Drosophilidae.
UCAAAUUUUAGGCACACUGCUGAUUUUGGAUGCACUCCAAGUCGCAGUUUGUUUAGUUUACGAUUUUGUUUGUUUAUUUACAAUGGACCGAUAUGCGGUGAGUUCCUUGGUGGGCCAAGGCUCAUUUGGCUGUGUAUAUAAAGCGCAGCGGCGUUGCGACGACAAAGUGGUGGCUAUCAAAGUCAUAUCGAAGCGCGGGCGUUCCAAUCGUGAACUUAAGAAUCUGCGCAGAGAAUGUGAUAUUCAGGCCCGACUCAAGCAUCCACAUGUUAUCGAAAUGGUCGAAUCCUUCGAGUCCAGAUCCGAUCUUUUUGUGGUCACCGAGUUCGCUGUGAUGGAUCUGCAUCGAUAUCUAUCCUAUAACGGCGCUAUGCCCGAGGAGCAUGCUCGACGUGUUGUCUGCCACUUAGUGUCGGCGCUGUACUAUCUGCACUCCAAUCGCAUACUCCAUCGCGAUCUGAAGCCACAGAAUGUGCUGCUUGAUAAGAAUAUGCACGCCAAGCUCUGUGACUUUGGAUUGGCGCGCAAUAUGACCAUGGGCACCCAUGUGUUGACUUCCAUUAAAGGCACACCACUCUACAUGGCACCAGAGCUGCUGGCCGAGCAGCCGUACGAUCAUCAGGCUGACUUGUGGUCCUUGGGAUGCAUUGCAUACGAGAGCAUGGCAUCGCAGCCACCGUUUUCAGCGACUUCCAUACUGCAUUUGGUGAAGCUAAUCAAGCAUGAGGAGGUUAAGUAUCCCAGCCAUCUGAGCAGCGAUUGCCAGUCGUUUUUGCAGGGUCUGCUCGAAAAGGAUCCCACCAUGCGCACCUCGUGGACGCAGCUGCUGUGCCAUCCCUUUGUGGAGGGCAAACUUUACAUACCCGAAGUGCAGGCAGCACAAUAUUCACCCUUCAUCAAUCCCCAGCUGGCCAAGGACACUAAGAGAUCGCAAUCGAGUCGAAGAGGCGCUGACCUGGGCAAUAUGUUGGCUUCGCUGCAUUUGAGCGAUGCGGCCAAUGAAAAUCUAACAUCAUCUCGGGACAGCAUCAAUGCGAUUGCGCCAAGUGAUGUGGAGCAACUGGAGACGGAUAUGGAGGACAAUGUGCAUCGCGUGGUGGUGCCAUUCGCCAAUGUUUCCUACAGACAAAUGCCCAGCAUGUGCAACAUGCCCAGCAUGCCCAAUUUACACAACAUGCCCAACAUGCCCAACAUUCCCAAUAUGCACAAUAUAAAUCCAGCGGCAGCGGUUGUUGCUGCCGCUGCUGGCGGAUGCGGUGGUGGCUACGUGCCGGUAAUCAAUUCACAGACCUGCUUUGUCAGCGGCAACUCAAACAUGAUACUUAACCACAUGAACGACAAUUUUCCAAUCGAAGCGCCAAUCGCAAAUUCUGCCACAAGCAUGAAUUCAAAGAUGAAACUGGCACCCAACAUUAAACAGUCGCGUAGCAAAGAUCUGGAGAAACGUAAACUCAGCCAAAAUUUGGACAACUUUUCGUUGCGACUCGGCCAGAGCAUCGAUCUUGAGGCACAGCGUCGCACUACCGAAAUGCUGACACACCAAUCGCAGUUACAGCAGCAGCUACAAGAGAAGCGUUCGCAGCAGCUGAAGCAAUCGCAACAUUCCAACAACGAGGAGAAACUCAGCAGCGAAAAUUCGCCGCCAUGUUUGCUGCCUGGCUGGGAUAGUUGUGAUGAAUCACAGAGUCCACCCAUCGAGAACGAUGAGUGGCUGGCGUUCUUACAUCGAUCCACACAGGAACUGCUCGAUGGUGAAUUUGAUUCACUCAAACAGCACAAUUUAGUCAGUAUUAUUGUGGCACCGUUGCGUAACUCAAAGGCCAUACCCAAGGUGCUGAAGACCGUUGCUCAGCUGCUGUCGCUGCCCUUUGUGCUGGACGAACAGCAUUUGGCUUUGGAUGCGAUCAAAAGCGUUUACAUCGAUGUCAAGCUGGUGCCGAAUCUUAUGUAUGCCUGCAAACUUUUGUUGUCGCAGCGUCAACUCACAGAUUCUGCGGCAUCGCUGCCUGGAGCAACGGGCGUUUCAUUGAGUCGCACGCUGCGCAGCGUUUCCGACUUGAGUGCCGAGGAGAUGAGCACCGCAUGCAGUUUGUAUGAGCUUGUUUGCCAUUUGGUCCAUCAUCAGCAGCAGUUUCUCAAUCAAUUCUGCGAUGCUGUGGCCAUACUCGCCGUCAACGAUAUGUUUAUCAAUUUCCUAACACACGAUUUCAAAGACAACAAUGCCGUGCGUCUGGCUAGCUGCAUGUUGGCAUUGUUUAACUGCGUCUUGCGCGAGCUGCCCGAGAAUGCCGAGCUCGUCGAGAAGAUCGUGUUUAAUCCGCGUCUGCGUUUGGGAAUUCUGCUGCAGAGUCGCCACCAGUUGUUGCGCCAACGCGCCUGUCAAAUGCUAUUACUAUUGGCGCGCUUCAGUCUGCGUGGCGUGCAGUGCAUUUGGAACGAAGAGCUGAAGAGCGCUCUUCAGGCCUUGGCCGAUCAGCAUGCAUGUCAAGUGACGCGUCUCGAAGCUGCACAGACUUUGGAUGAGCUCAGUCAGUUCAGCUUCUUUAAUGUCCAGGCAAUAGCUUAA